Messenger RNA from Lonchura striata (white-rumped munia), 1461 nucleotides. It is a transcript of the gene UQCRB, whose product is annotated as ubiquinol-cytochrome c reductase binding protein. Lineage: Eukaryota; Metazoa; Chordata; Aves; Passeriformes; Estrildidae. The record is from RefSeq and is a predicted model, not a curated record. Gene Ontology annotation, biological process: mitochondrial electron transport, ubiquinol to cytochrome c. Gene Ontology annotation, cellular component: respiratory chain complex III.
GCCGGCGCCCCGCCCCGCGCCCUUCCCAGGAGGCCGCGCGCCGCGCCGAGGUCAAGAUGGCGGCGAGGGCGCCCGUUGCAGGAGGUGGUCGCCUGUUAGACAAGAUUUGCAAGUGGUAUUACAAUGCAGCUGGGUUCAACAAAUAUGGGUUAAUGCGAGAUGAUACAUUGCAUGAAGAUGAUGAUGUAAAAGAAGCAUUGAAGAGACUUCCAGAACAUCUGUACAAUCAAAGAGUAUUUCGCAUAAAGCGAGCGCUGGACUUAAGCUUGAAACAUCAGAUCCUUCCCAAAGACCAGUGGGUGAAGUAUGAAGAGGAUCAUCAUUAUCUCGAACCAUACCUAAAGGAAGUAAUCCGUGAAAGACAAGAAAGGGAAGCAUGGAACAAGAAGUAACUGUUGAACUGCUUCAUGCAAAUAUCCAGCUAUUUCUGAUAUUUUAAACAUUUGGUUGUAGAAGUCCAUAGGGAGGUAAUUGUGAGGCUGAGGAAUACUGUUUCAGCUUGUUCAUUGAGUCUGAUCAUCCAACUAAAAUAAACAUGUCAAAGUAUAAAAAUCUUGGAAGAGUUCUUUCUAAAUGUUAACAAGCUAAUGUUCGGAUCUUUCCUGUGAGCGUAUACAUUACACACUAGCUUAGUGGUAUGCAGUCUCAUUCCAGCCUUUAAUUCUUGCUUUUUUUAUCAUGCAGCUGUUUUCUGCAGUAGUAGAAUUAGGUAAGAAAUGCUCAAGGCUGUUGGUGGUAGUUGCUGUCUAAGUUAAAGAGGAUUUGGUAUUUAAAGAUGCGGCUGUAUUCAUUCAUCACUUGUCACUGCAGACAGCAUUAUUGAACCAGUGUUUGAUGUUACAGUGGUAUUGUGAGACAGUAAUAUUCUGUGUACCCAAGCAGAUAUGUAUUGUAAAAGUGAAAAAUAUAGAUGAUUCCUUAAUCAUAAAAUAGGAAAUAUUUCACUAACUUUUUAUACCAUAUACAUUGUUAAGCCUUAAAAACUAUUUUCAUGUAAACCGUAAUGACUGUCUCACUUCAGCUUUUUGAAGAGAAAAAGUAAUAUUUUAAAGAGAAAAAGUAAUAUUCUGAUGUGUUUUAAACAACAUAGCACUUUACAUAGUUAACUUCUCAUGGGAUUUUUUCAUCACCUAAAGCAUGCUCUAGUUUUUAGUGAUUCGUAUCAAGGAAGUACUGGCCCUUACUGGCUGAAAACCUGGAGUUUAGUCUUCCACAGUUCAAUGGUAGUGUGAAGUUGAGGCAGAUACUGGUAUAAGGCAUGAAAUUCGGAUCCUGUUGUAUAAUCUUCUGGAUAAAGUUGAGAAUCUUGCAUGAUGGCCUCAAGACUUGCUUUUUUCCUUUUAUUGUGCAUGCUUGUCUGCCAAAUGCAACACUCAGUUUACCAAAAGAAAAAGGAGCAAACCACAUCUGCAGUUUUGAAUUGGUAUGACCAAAUAAAUAAAAUACUGGGUUAGAAGCUUU